Molecule: messenger RNA, 2862 nt
Organism: Cygnus olor (mute swan)
Lineage: Eukaryota; Metazoa; Chordata; Aves; Anseriformes; Anatidae
Gene: SYN3
Product: synapsin III
Exons: 14
Coding region: 326-2074 (582 amino acids)
Biological process (GO): neurotransmitter secretion
Cellular component (GO): synaptic vesicle; synaptic vesicle membrane
Molecular function (GO): ATP binding
Source: RefSeq, a predicted model, not a curated record
GUGAUAAGGAUCCAGCAGAAUGGGAUGACGGUGAAUCCUGCCAGUGUGCUGUGAAUGUGAAGCAGGAGGGACUGGCAGUUUGCGUGCAGGAGGGAAAGCGAACAGGUCCAGGGCCCCCGGAUUAGCAGCCCAAGGAAAGGAGAAGAACAAAAACAUAACAGAAAAACAAAGCCUUAUUCCUCCAGCAGGAUUUUAAGGAGCAAAGCCUGCCGGCCUGGACAACGAGGAAGUUCCCUACACACACAGAGAAGCAUUUCCCUGGGAUUGGUGACACUGUUGUUCAGUCUUUCUCUUGCUAAGAGGGCAUCCACACAACUUUUCAACAAUGAAUUUCCUCCGGAGACGUCUCUCAGACAGUAGUUUUGUGGCGAAUUUGCCCAAUGGCUACAUGAUGGACUUGCAGCGCCCCGACAACUCCACAAGCUCCCCAGUUUCUCCUGCCAUGGAGAGAAAGCACCCACAGCCACCACAGCCCUCACAGUCUUCCUCUACUGGCACCAGCAUCUUCAGCUCCAUCUCCAGUGCCAUGAAGCAAACCACACAAGCAGCUGCAGGACUCAUUGAUCACUCGACAAGCCCCACACCACCUGUGGCUCCGAAACCCAAGAUCCUCCUGGUGAUUGAUGAUGCACACACGGAGUGGGCCAAAUAUUUCCAAGGGAAGAAGGUGAAUGGAGAAUUCGAUAUCCGCGUGGAACAGGCUGAGUUCUCCGAGCUGAAUCUGGCUGCAUACGUCACUGGUGGCUGCAUGGUGGACAUGCAGGUCAUGAGGAACGGCACCAAGGUGGUAAGGUCCUUCAAGCCUGAUUUUGUCCUGAUCCGGCAGCAUGCCUACAGCAUGGCGCUAGGAGAGGACUUCCGCAGCCUCAUCAUCGGCCUCCAGUAUGGUGGCAUCCACACCGUCAACUCCCUCUACUCUAUCUACAACUUCUGCAGCAAGCCCUGGGUGUUUUCUCAGCUCAUUAAAAUCUUCAACUCACUGGGUCCUGAGAAAUUCCCCCUUGUGGAGCAAACGUUCUUCCCAAGCCAUAAGCAGAUGGUCACAACUCCGAAUUUCCCUGUAGUGGUCAAGCUGGGACAUGCUCACGCUGGAAUGGGGAAGGUCAAAGUUGAGAACCAGCACGACUUCCGGGACAUGGCGAGCAUCGUAGCCAUGGCAAGAACCUAUGCCACCUCCGAGCCAUUCAUCGACUCCAAGUAUGACAUCCGAAUCCAGAAAAUCGGCAACAAUUACAAGGCUUACAUGAGGACAUCUAUCUCUGGAAACUGGAAGGCAAACACAGGCUCUGCGAUGCUGGAACAGAUUGCAAUGACAGAGAGGUACAGACUCUGGGCGGAUGCCUGUGCGGAAAUGUUUGGAGGUCUCGAUAUUUGUGCUGUCAAAGCUGUCCACAGCAAAGAUGGAAAAGACUAUAUCAUUGAGGUGAUGGACAGCUCGAUGCCCCUGAUUGGGGAGCAUGUGGAAGAGGACAGACAGCUUAUAGCCGAUCUGGUUGUUUCCAAAAUGACUCAGCUUGUCACCACUGCUGGAUCUACCCCAUCACCGCUGAGGCCUUGGCCUCCACAAGCUCAGCCUCAGUCAGUGAAAACUCAGCCUGGACCUCAGCUCGCACAACUGUCUCAGCCGCGGCCUCCUCCACAAGGUGGGCCACGCCAGCCUCCGGCGUCUCAGCCUCCACGGACAAACGCACCUCCACAGCAACGGCUCUCUCCUCAAGGACAGCAGCCCCAGAGUCCCCUGUCCACUUCACCUCAGCAGCAAAGGUCACCUGGAUCUCCACAGCAAGUCCGAUCAGCAACUGGGUCCUCUCCAGUCCAGGCUUCCAAGGCAGGCGUGUUCCCACCACAGCAGCCCAGACCCCCUGCUCAAGGCCGGGCUCCUAGCCAGCCAAGCCCCACUGAAACGUCCAAGCAACAAGCCAACCCACACCCGCAUCUGAACAAGUCGCAGUCCCUGACAAACACCUUCAGCGUAUCUGAAUCAUCUCAGCGGGGAAACCCCAACGAAGAUGAAGCAAAAGCUGAGACCAUCCGCAACCUGAGGAAAUCAUUUGCUAGCCUGUUUUCUGAUUAACAACCCUGCAGCUGGAUCUGUGCUUUGGUCAGCCUUUACUCUUCAUAUACCCAAUGUCAUCCUGGAAUAUACUCAGUGGCACCCAGCAAUUUACAGCUAAUACCUGGGUAAAAGGAAUUUAGAAAACAACAGUUGUUUUAAUACAAAGAAAAUAUUCUAAUAACGGCCUGAAAAGUGACUGUAUAAAAGUGGCACUAUUUCAUUGUUUUUUGUGCAUAAUCAGAAUCAUGUAUGUUCAAAUGACUGAGUUGUAAAUCAAAUUUUACUCCUGCUAACCCCUGUGUAGUCAACAGUUAUUACAGUGCAAACUAGAUUUUAAUGUAGUCCAUGCAAUUGCUAACUUCCAAUUACAGAAUCCUUGUUGAGGCUAAGAUAAAAGAAAACACAGGCUUAUUUCAGAAACAGAUGUGCAAAGACAGAAGCACAUAUCACAUAUCAUUGACUGAUAAAGUGAGCAUGCCUGAGCAUGGAAACACAGUGAACCAUGGAACUUCAUGAUACCAACUUUACUAAAAGUCAGUUUUCCGAGAAAAAUUACACAUUCAAGUUAAAUACAGUACCAGACAUCGGUAAACACCGAAGAUCACAUGAGCAGGUCAUCCAGAUGAACUGCUGGUUUGUUCCAGAUCACUCUGCUCAUAGCAGUUAAAACGUCUGUUUCAUGCCUUGCAUUUAAGUCCCCAGCACGUGAUUCCUGAGUUCUGAGAGAAAAACGUCAUGUUCUAACCCUGUAGCCUUAGCUCAAAAAUAACCUGAGAAAUGGGCCUUCCACAAGAAAAAAUCGGGGG